AUGUAUGUGUGUUGCAGAAUGUCUGCUCACGCUGGUACUGACACUGGUACUGACGCCGGUACUGACACUGGAACUGGUACUGACGCCGGUACUGACACUGGAACUGGUACUGACACCGAUACUGACGCCUUUACUGAUGCUGGUACUGACAUUGGUAUUGAUGCUGGUACUGACCCUGGCACUGACACCGAUACUGACGCCAGUACUGAUGCUGGCGCUGGUACUGAUGCUGGUACUGACACUGAUACUGAUGCUGGUACUGAUGCCGGUACUGACACUGGCACUGGUACUGACGCCGAUAGUGACGCUGGUACUGACGCUGGUACUGACGCCGAUAGUGACACUGGUACUGACGCUGGUACUGACGCCGAUAGUGACGCUGGUACUGACGCUGGUACUGACGCCGAUAGUGACACUGGUACUGACGCUGGUACUGACGGCGAUAGUGACACUGGUACUGACGCUGGUACUGACGGCGAUAGUGACGCUGGUACUGACGCUGGUACUGACGCCGAUAGUGACACUGGUACUGACGCUGGUACUGACGGCGAUAGUGACACUGGUACUGACGCUGGAACUGACACCGAUAGUGACACUGGUACUGACGCUGGUACUGACACCGAUAGUGACACUGGUACUGACGCUGGUACUGACACCGAUAGUGACACUGGUACUGACACUGGUACUGACGCCGGUACUGACGGCGAUAGUGACACUGGUACUGACGCUGGUACUGACGGCGAUAGUGACACUGGUACUGACGCUGGUACUGACGCCGAUAGUGACACUGGUACUGACGCCGAUAGUGACACUGGUACUGACACUGGUACUGACGCUGGUACUGACGCUGGUACUGACGGCGAUAGUGACACUGGUACUGACGCUGGUACUGACGCCGAUACGGACACCGGUACUGGUGGUACACUGAAGUUUAUAACAGCAACAGAAAUAAAUGCCACACUUGGAUAUCUCCAUAAUAAAGUACAGUAUAAAGUCAUUCUAAGUGAAUGAUAUUCGGCUUUAUUCUGGUUUUAUGUACAAAGCCUUAAUGACGUCUCUUACGUCAAGAACAAUUGAUCAAAUCCAUGAUUAAAGUCUUGAUAUUUCUGGAUUUCUACAGCCUGCUAUACAGAGUAACAUCCUCACUAUAGUACACGAGGAGAAUUUCACCGAUCCGUUAUCCAGUCCACUACAAAACUCCACACAGACAGGAGAAGACCUUGGAAUAUAAGGGCCAGUGUUUUAGCUCCUAAAAGUGUCAACAUUUUUUAUUUUAUUUUAUUUUUUUUAAACCUUUUCUUUCUUUAACGUAGUGUACGUCGAGCUGUGUCCAGUUUGUCUUUGGUGCCAUUUUUUGUGCAAUGCAUCACUUUAAGCCUGAGCUGAUUUCACACUCUUCAUCCUCUCGGUUUUGAUGUGUGUGGUUAUUGGAACAAAACAAUAAAGAAAAGUGUUGAA
Tachysurus vachellii is the source of this 1458-nucleotide messenger RNA. RefSeq names its product clumping factor A-like. The record is from RefSeq and is a predicted model, not a curated record. Lineage: Eukaryota; Metazoa; Chordata; Actinopteri; Siluriformes; Bagridae. Bases 1 to 1011 code for a protein of 336 amino acids. The transcript has a single exon.